Messenger RNA from Elephantulus edwardii (Cape elephant shrew), 693 nucleotides. It is a transcript of the gene GTF3A, whose product is annotated as general transcription factor IIIA. Bases 1 to 693 code for a protein of 230 amino acids. The record is from RefSeq and is a predicted model, not a curated record. NCBI's taxonomy places the organism in Eukaryota, Metazoa, Chordata, Mammalia, Macroscelidea, Macroscelididae. Gene Ontology annotation, cellular component: nucleus. The transcript is spliced from 6 exons.
AUGGUUUCCCGCAGCACAGAUCGGGGAUCACUUUCCACGCUAGCGGGCUCAGCGAGCGCGGGGCGGGGCCUCGCCGAGCAUGCGCAGCUCGACCGCAGUGGCGGACCCGGAAGCGCCCUGGAUCCGCCGGCCUCGGUCACUGUGGCCGUGUCGUCCCUGACUAUCGCCGACGCGUUCACCGAGGCCAGCGAGAGCCCUGCGAGCGCCCCACCGGCCGGCGUGGUCCCCAGGAGAUUCAUCUGCUCCUUCCCAGGUUGCAGUGCCAAUUACAACAAGGCCUGGAAGCUAGACGCACACCUGUGCAAGCACACAGGGGAGAGACCGUUUGCUUGUGACUAUGAAGGCUGCAGCAAAGUCUUCAUCAGGGAGUAUCAUCUCAGCCGCCAUGCCCUGACCCAUACCGGAGAAAAGCCAUUUGUUUGUGAAGCUAGUGGCUGUGGUCAGAAAUUCAACACUCAAUCAAACUUGAAGAAACAUUUUGAGCGUAAACACAAAAACCAGCAAAGGCAGUAUGUGUGUGACUCUGAAGGUUGUAAGAAGGCCUUUAAGAAACAUCAGCAGCUGAAAGUCCACCAGUGCCAGCACACCAAUGAACCCCUGUUCAAGUGUAACCACGAAGGAUGUGGAAAACACUUUGCAUCACCCAGCAGGUUGAAACGACAUGAGAAAGUGCAUGAGGGUAAGUACAGGUAG